UAAAUUUCUAGUCGAUUGCCAAAAGAUAAUCCUCAGAUCGGUAGAUGAUGGAAAAGGGUCUUGUAACAGACAAACUGACAUCGUUAACAUUAAUUUGCGAAGGAAGAGAGGUGCACAAGAGAGUAGAAGAGUUAAGAGUGCCCAAGCAAUUUUGGAACCCAUAAGAGAGAAAAAGCCUCCAAAAUCUCACGCAACGUGGUUUGUGAGUGGAGAAGAGGAGGAAGAGGAAUAUGGAUAUAAUGUUGAGACAACUGCGCAUUUUGAUAAUUAUCCACCCAAGAAAAAUCAUCGUUACCCUAUGAGAGGAUCGAAGGGACCUCACUUCAAAGCAUCCUUCAAAGGGCAAUAUCCUUAUAAACAUCAACACCCACCACAGUUUUAUCACAAACAAAAAAUUGGCUAUGGAGCCCCUCCUAAAUGGAAACAUAGUGUACAUUUUCGAUAUGACCCAAAUGAGCAUGACCAAUAUGAGUAUGAGUCAAAUGAGUAUGGAUCAAAUGGUUAUAGACCAAACGGUCAUGGACGAAAUGGUCAGGGACCAAAUGGACAAGACCCAAAUGAAAUGGAUUCAGAGGAGUAUGAGCAUUAUGGUCAUGGAUAUAAUGGACGUUCCCGCCCAAUGGAAGGCAGAAACAAGAAUAAUUAUCAGCAAACCCCAAGAAUAACAACAAAAAUAUCAAUGAAUAUCAAAAAUCAUCGAAAGGAAACUAACAAAAAUGAGGCUAAACGUUCCCGAGGAACGGUCCGAUUUAAUUUGGAAAAUGAAAUAAAUCUUGGGGAGGAAAAGGAAAAUCAGAAGGAAAUAAAUGAAAAAUCAGAAAAGGAAAAAACGGAAGAUACAAAAGCAAAAGAAGCAUCAGAACAAAAGGAAGUAAAAAAAGAAAAGGAAGAGGUAAAACCAGUUGAAGUAAAAACAGAAAAUAAAGAUUCUGAUAAAAUUUCUGAAGCUGAAAAGGAGGCUGAAGAAGGGAUAAAGCCUGUAGAAAAAAUUGAAAAAGAAAAUGACGCGUCUCGUCAAGCUACGUCGAAUAAUAAAAAUAAAAUAAUAAUAAAUGUUCCAAAGAUGGAGGAAAAGUUUGAAAAAAGUUUUGAAUUUGAUCCUGAUGAAGGAAUAGACUUGGUAGGGGAAUUUGGAAUUUUUAGAAUUUUCAGAAAAUCCAGAAAAAAUUCUGGUUUGACAUAA
This is a messenger RNA of Meloidogyne enterolobii, 1183 nucleotides long. NCBI's taxonomy places the organism in Eukaryota, Metazoa, Nematoda, Chromadorea, Rhabditida, Meloidogynidae. The record is from the annotation of a GenBank genome assembly.